GCCUUGAACAGAAGCUGCACAAAAAAAAAAAAAGCAAAAACUUCUGCCUUAAGUCAUCUCUAGUUUCUCAGCCCUGACGAAGCCUAGCGUGGAGGGCGUCUACGGACACGGUUUGAAUUUUCCUGAGCUGUGACCUCACUGGGCAAAAUUCGCUUUUUUCAGCCAGCCCGCUGGAAGGAGGCCUGGGGGGGGGGUCUCUGUCUUUGACGGUGUGGCUCCUUGACUUGAUGGGAGGUGGAGGGGUGGUCUGAACGGAGGCUGCCCAACCAGAACCUGUGCCUGCACACUGCAUGCUCGCUUGUCAUCUCUUCCCCUCCUCCGGGUUGUGUACAUCCUCCGCCACAAAAGGAGCCGAUAUAUGAAGCUGUGCAAGCAAGCUCCUCUUUGGAAUGAUGGCCUGAGAGACUUCAGCCCUGAAGCGCAGAAGAGCCAGUCGGCUAGCAAAAAGCAAAGCAGCAGCAGUCUUUUGUUCCUCAGCUUCUACCCAGCAUGGGAUGCAACGGAUUUCCACAAUAAGGAAGUCAGCAAACCCUCAGCAGCUGGUUAGUCUUGUUCAACUUUCCAACACGGCACCCCGUGCCAGACUUUUUCCUGCAGCAGAAGCCAGUCGGUCUGCCUCACCGGGGACUAUGUUUAUUUGGCAUCGGUGAUGUCCUUAUUUCUAGGGAUGAACCUAGCAGUGGAGUCUUGAUUUUUUUUUAAAGAAAACAACAACAACAAUAACCAUAAAGCAAAAUGCAAGUUUGAAGCUGGAAGAGAGAAGCCCGAGGGGGAAAUAGGAUACUAAAAAUCUUCCCUUCUGAAAUAAGGACAAUGAAGGCGGCCGUUUGCUUGCUGCUAAUGGCCGCUGUAGGAAUCAAGGCGCAGAAGACCGAAGAGGCCGAAAGCCGCGCGGCGGGAGAGGCGCGAGAAUUUGUUUACCGCAACAGAUACAAACGCUCUGCCGAGGCCCAGGACAAAUGCACUUACACCUUCAUUGUGCCUCAGCAAAGAGUAACCGGGGCCAUUUGUGUGAACUCCAAAGAGCCCGACUCUGUGCUGGACAACAGGGUGAACAAGCAAGAGUUGGAACUUCUCAACCACGAACUCUUGAAGCAGAAGAGGCAGAUAGAGACCCUGCAGCAGCUGGUGGAGGUGGACGGCGGGAUCGUGAACGAGGUCAAGCUCCUGCGCAAGGAGAGCCGCAACAUGAACUCCCGCGUCACCCAGCUGUACAUGCAGCUGCUGCACGAGAUUAUCCGGAAACGGGACAACGCGCUGGAGCUGUCCCAGCUGGAGAACAAGAUCCUCAACCAGACAGCCGACAUGUUGCAGCUGGCAAACAAGUACAAGGACCUGGAGCACAAAUACCAGCACCUGGCCACCAUUGCCAACAAUCAGUCGUUCGUGAUCGCACAGCUGGAGGAGCACUGCCAAAGGACGCCGGCCGCCAAGCCAGUGCUGCCGCUGCCGCCGCCGAACCGCGUCUACCAGCCACCCACGUACAACCGCAUCACCAACCAAAUAUCCACCAACGAAAUCCAGAGCGAUCAGAACUUAAAGGUGCUACCGCCGACUCUUCCCACCAUGCCCCCCGUCACCAGUGUCCCGACAUCCACCGAUAAGCCCUCAGGUCCUUGGCGAGACUGUUUACAAGCUUUAGAAGACGGCCACGGGACCAGUUCCAUAUAUCUUGUCAAGCCUGAAAACACAAACCGAUUGAUGCAAGUCUGGUGUGAUCAGAGGCAAGAUCCCGGUGGCUGGACGGUAAUUCAAAGGCGUUUGGAUGGAUCGGUGAAUUUCUUCAGGAACUGGGAAACGUAUAAGCAAGGGUUUGGUAACAUCGACGGAGAAUAUUGGCUGGGGCUGGAAAACAUCUACUGGCUGACAAACCAAGGAAACUACAAGUUGUUGAUAACCAUGGAGGACUGGUCGGGACGGAAAGUUUUUGCGGAAUAUGCCAGCUUCCGUCUGGAGCCGGAAAGUGAAUUCUACAAGCUGCGAGUGGGCCGAUACAACGGCAAUGCAGGAGACUCCUUUACGUGGCACAAUGGAAAACAAUUCACCACACUGGAUAGAGACCACGAUGUAUACACAGGCAACUGCGCCCACUAUCAGAAAGGGGGCUGGUGGUACAAUGCCUGCGCUCACUCCAACCUCAACGGCGUCUGGUACCGAGGGGGCCACUACCGGAGUCGCUAUCAAGACGGCGUUUAUUGGGCGGAAUUCCGGGGGGGCUCCUACUCCCUGAAAAAAGUGGUCAUGAUGAUCAGACCGAAUCCUAACACUUUCCAUUGAAGGAGACAGCGUCCUCUCAAAGAGGUUGUAACUGGUUUUCCGGAGCGCAGCAACAAAGAAUGUAGGAUAUUGUACCACCGACCACUAGACAGGAGACCUGGAUGCUGUCCUAUUCCAGAAUCAAUCUACAACCAAAACAAGAAGCUUUUUUUGGAGGGGGGGGGUCAUCGCUCUUUGUGUGGAAAGAAAGAAAAAAAAGUAACCCACCCACCACUUUCGAGUGACACGGACCGUAGAUCAACGGAGAUCCUAGGAAAGGCGCCCUGCCAUCUAAAUACUUCUUAUGUUAUGUAUACUCUCCAAUCCUGCACAUAUCCAAAACUGUACAGUAAAUAAUAGACCCAUUUGACACAGGAAAGUAUAUCCUUUGAAGCUAUGUAGCCAGGGUGGGUAUCUUAGGCUGUUAAAAGGGACGGUUCUUAAUUUAAUCCGUGGCAGAGACUUAGCGCCUGCGUCUACCACUGUGUCUUGCGCAAAGAGAAGACCAAGUCUGGAAUUCUUCCACCUCCGCCUGGAUUGCCAGGCAGUGUCACAACUUCACAACGAACUAUUUCAAGUGGUUUAUACAAACAAUUCUGAUAUUCCUCUUUGCUCUUCCUCUUUAAUGCAUUGGCCAUUCUCCAAACGUUGACCAAACUUGUAUUUUUUUUCCCCCAAUUAUCUCAGCAGUAUCAAUGUGGUUUUUUUUUUUUCCCCUCUAGACUUUGGGGAAUAACUUAGAUCUGACUUUAUCACCCGCAGAAAUGGCUUCAUAAUAUAAAUGACAAUUCUGGGUUCUGAGCUAAGUUGCCCUUGAAGACUCUACACCAGGGGUUCUCAACCUUGGCAACUUUAAGACUUGUGGACUUCAACUCCCCAAAUUCCUCAGCCAGCAAAACUGGCUGAGGAAUUCUGGGAGUUGAAGUCCACAAGUCUUAAAGUUGCCAAGGUUGAGAACCCCUGCUCUACACUCUCUAAUAAAAAGAGGAAUCAUGCAACUUACAGAGUUUCCUAGACAAUGGAAUAAAAACUUGGAGGGCUUGUGAAAAAGAUUCUGGUAUCGUUAAAAACCAAGAGUUAAAGUUUACUGCUUCCUUAAAUAGAAGGGCAAAUAAUAGCUACUGGAACAGAACCCAUUUAAUUAGCCAUUAGACUGUAACUCUUUGGAGGGAUAUAUGAUACACUAUUUGUCGUAUUUUACCAUAAUGGACAAAUACACAUAUUAAAAGAGAAUUAUGCAAAUCUAUCUAUAACAUCCAUUGUAGAAACUUGAACUUCUGCAUUCUAGUACUCUGCUGAGGUAAACACCAAAAAAUUCUUGUUUUAAGACGUUACUUCCUAGGAACAGUGGAAACCAUAAAAGUUUUAAAACUGUUAUUACCUCAUUAUUUCAUUCCUGAUGGACAAUGUGCAUUAACAUUUUGGAAUGAGGUAGCAUGUCUUGUACAUAGAUGAAAGUAGGGAUUUUAAUAUAUCAUCAGAUUACCUUGUAAUGCUCCAAAUGAGUAAUAAAAGCAACAAAUGUUACUUGGAUAUCAA
Messenger RNA from Crotalus tigris (Tiger rattlesnake), 3795 nucleotides. It is a transcript of the gene ANGPTL2, whose product is annotated as angiopoietin like 2. The transcript has 5 exons. The record is from RefSeq and is a predicted model, not a curated record. The coding region runs from base 814 to 2277 and encodes 487 amino acids. NCBI's taxonomy places the organism in Eukaryota, Metazoa, Chordata, Lepidosauria, Squamata, Viperidae.